CCCGGGGAGCCGCCGGCGGGAGCCGCGCUGCCAUGUCUUCGCAGUCUCACUGGUUGACGACAGAGGAGAGGAGCCAAGUCUUGCUUGAUCUCAAAGCUUCAGGCUGGUCUGAGUUAGGCGAAAGAGACGCCAUCUACAAAGAGUUCAAUUUCAAAAAUUUUAAUCAGGCUUUCGGAUUUAUGACGCGCGUUGCUCUGCAAGCAGAGAAGAUGAAUCACCACCCGGAAUGGUUUAAUGUCUACAGCAAGGUUCAGAUAACUCUGAUUUCCCACGACUGCGGUGGACUGACCAAGAGAGAUGUGAAGCUGGCUCAGUUUAUUGACAAAGCUGCUGCCUCGGUGUAACCAAGAUGUAAAACGCUUUAAUACAGCGUCCACCAAUAUUUUGUAGUUAAAUGGUACCCCUCAUUCCUUGUAGCUCUGAUUUCACAAAACCUCUGAGACAAGAUAUUUUGUAAAAAGAGUGGCUUAGCUUCAUUGGCCUUUAAGCCCUUAGUCUGAGCCCCCUCUGGAUGCUUGCGCUUGUCCUUUGCCAUCGCCAGCUCUGCAUGAGGAUGUAGCAGAUAAACCAGCAACGAGUUCAGUUUUGAACAAUCCUUUUCUAGAAAACUAAAACAAGCUGGAAUGAAAGCAGGAGCCCACCCGCACUUGUUGGUGUUCCCCAAGCCCGUGGGAGCCGAGGCUGGCGGCAGCUGCCACGCGAGCCUGCCCCGUGCCCGGCCGCUUCCCUCCUAUAGAUUUGUACAUCUCUGCCCUUCAAACAGCGUAAGAGCAGCCAGGCCGGGUCAGUCCCCUCUGGCUUGGUACCUCCUUCUCUGCCGGUGACCGGUGGCGAGCGCAAGCGACGCUGGCGAGAGCAGCGCAAGCGGCUGAUGAUCUUUCCUUGAAGUUGCAGCUCAACCAGCGGUCACAGCUUUGCAUUUCGGUGUUUAUUCUGUGCUUGUCCGAUGGCUCUUCGAACCCAUCUGCCCUUUUGGCACCCCCAACCUAGCCGCUACAUCCAAUAAAAGUCUUGCUGCGUGCUUGAGAACCGUUCCCCGUCCGAGAUGCAGGGCUGGGUCCUCCACUUGCUGAAAACUUCAGCUCUUGUCCAGCAAAUACAAAACAAUCCCAGCGAGCUCCCGGCACUCACAUCAUUAAAUGAAGCAUGUGCUUAAGUGCUUUACCGGGCUGGGUCAGCGCUCAGCACCUUGCAGGAUUGAGCUGUUAUUUGUGUUGUAAUGCUCCGGUACCUGCUGGAUCGGGGCGGGGGGGGAGCUUGGCUGGGUGCCCGGAGCAUCAGCCGGAGCUGCCGGCAGUGAAGGAAGCAGCAUUAGCAGGAUUCUUGCUAAGCUGGGCUCGGCUGAAGCUAUGCUCACCCUUUUUUUUUUUUUUUUUUUUGUAUCUACAAUUACUCAUUGCGAACAUUGUUCCAAGAGCUGCAGAUUUCACUGACGAGCUUUAAAAUAAUUUCUUCUGUUGUUUCAAAGUCUUUGUUUUUAUCCUAUGAUCCUCACCGAGACAGAUUUCCACUGCCGGCAGGGAGAUUUCAACCUGCUUAAGGCGUGCAGAAGGGCCUCUCGCUCUGCAAUCCCGCUGCCGAGUGUCCCUAACGUGCACCGUCACGUCCUGCAAGCAGCUCUGGGUGCGGAGCUCCCGGGAGAUUGACACCUCCGAAAUGCCUGAACGCAUUGCUCGAAUGGCACCGGCGGCACGGCUACCGGCUACCGAGAAGUGAGAUACAUGAGUGCCAAAAUCUAUAUCGGGUGUAUGUGCGAUGUGUGUGGUCUCUCAGAUAUUCGGGAUGCAAAAUGCCACUAGCUGCCACGCAAGCAUUCAUGUCAAUAAAAUAAGAAAGGUAUUUUUUGUUAAUCCUGAGCAAGUGCGCUGUCAUGUGCUAAUUGGUUGCAGGAAGCAAGACAUAAGAUGUUGGGGUUUAUUGUCAGUAACCCUGCUUGGGAUAUCAAGUUAAUACCUAAAAAGACCCAAAUUCAGACUAUGUGCUCAAAUGUCCUUUGCUUACAAGUGCCUUUUCCCAGUGAAGCGGUGGAUUUCCCCGAUACGGUUUGAAAAUGGUCACUGUUGUGAGGAAUGAGUAAAACUAAAACAAACAACCAGGCUGUGAUGUCUCCUGUUACUGGUGGGGAAGUGAAAUGAGCUUCACCCGAAGUUUUGACAAUGUCUCUAAUGAACUGUGAAAACUCUGUUGUUAGAAAUUGAUAUAUAACGUGUGCACUUUGAAUAAAACCAAUAAAAUCAA
Molecule: messenger RNA, 2238 nt
Organism: Gavia stellata (red-throated loon)
Lineage: Eukaryota; Metazoa; Chordata; Aves; Gaviiformes; Gaviidae
Gene: PCBD2
Product: pterin-4 alpha-carbinolamine dehydratase 2
Exons: 4
Coding region: 33-344 (103 amino acids)
Biological process (GO): tetrahydrobiopterin biosynthetic process
Molecular function (GO): 4-alpha-hydroxytetrahydrobiopterin dehydratase activity
Source: RefSeq, a predicted model, not a curated record